GAUAAAUCCAACAGCCAAAAAUUGUCUGGAAAAAUGUUAUACCACAAAUUGAGCGUUAACUUCGACCAUACCUCGUUUCAAAAUCAUGGUAAGACCUCAUGUUCUACUCCUACCCGCCCCUGCACAAGGCCAUGUAAUUCCUGCAACCGAACUUGGUCAACGGCUAGUUAAACAAGGUGCCAAAGUUACAGUCAUAAACACAGAGGCCACUCACAUGGUCAUAACGAAGAAUUGGUUAGAGAAUGAAGGUUGUGAGGAUCUAAUGCAGAUGGUUUCCAUCCCUGAUGGAUUAGAACCAUGGGAAGAUAGAAAUGAAUUAGGUAAGUUGAUGGAAUCGAUGGAGAAGUCGAUGCCUACCAAGUUGGAACAGCUUAUAGAGACUAUUAACAAACAAGAUGACAACAAAGUCACAUGUCUUAUUGUUGAUUUUUGGUUGGCAUGGGCUCUACAAGUUGUAAAGAAGAUGGAAAUAGGAAGAGUAAUCUUCUGUCCUGCAUCAACAGCUACACUAGCCACCAUGUUGAGCAUUCCAAAGCUGAUUGAUGAUGGUGUCAUAAACAACAAAGGCAUACCUCAAAACAGUGAGAUGAUUCGGUUAACAGAAGCUAUGCCGCCUUUAAAACCUGAACAACUGUUAUGGCUUGGUUUUAUUGACUCCACAAGCAAUGAAGUUCAUUUUCAAGAUCAUGUAAGACUUAUUGAAUCAACUAAAAUAACAGAAUGGUUUAUAUGCAACUCAUCAGUUGAGCUAGAGCCUGCAGCAUUUAGCCUGUUUCCAGAGUUGUUGCCCGUAGGCCCUCUUUUGGCAAGCAACCGACUUGCUGAUCAAGCAGGCCAUUUUUGGGCAGAAGACUCCACCUGCUUAGCAUGGCUUGAUCAGCAACCAGCAUGCUCAGUUCUUUAUAUUGCAUUUGGAAGUUUCACUACUUUCAACCAAACUCAGUUUGAAGAACUGGCACUUGGUCUUGAACUUACCAACCGGCCCUUCUUGUGGGUUGUGCGGUCUGGUCAGACCAAGGAGACUGCAAUCACCUUCCCAGGUGGUUAUACGGAUCGUGUUGGAUCUCGUGGAAAAAUUGUGAGCUGGGCACCUCAACAGAAGGUCUUGGCUCAUCCUUCUGUGGCUUGUUUCAUGACCCAUUGUGGUUGGAACUCUACUUUAGAGGGUGUGACAAAUGGACUCCCUUUUUUGUGCUGGCCUUACUUUGGUGAUCAACCUUACAACGAAACUUACAUUUGUGAUGUCUGGAAAACUGGGCUUCGGUUGAAAGAAGAUAAAGCAGGCAUGAUCACACAAGAAGGAAUAAAAAGUAAAGUGGAGCAGCUGCUCAGUGACAAAACAUUCAAAUCUAAGGCCGUUGAUCUCAAAGAAAAGGUUGCUAGUAGUGUCGCAGAAGGUGGAAGCUCACACACUAAUCUUGCAAGAUUGAAUGACUGGAUUCAUGGAAAAGAUGCACACACUGAUCUCAAUGUGAACUAGAAUUUCUAAAAUGAUGUUAGGUAAGGCAUAUCGUCGAAAAUGUGUCACAACUUGCGACGGAUUACCAACGGAAUAACUGAAUUUAUUAAAAAUCAAGCAUUUUAUCAUAAAAGUGUAGGAAACUGCUACCGGUUUCCUAGGGAAUUCCCAUAAAA
Messenger RNA from Helianthus annuus (common sunflower), 1635 nucleotides. Its product is annotated as UDP-glycosyltransferase 83A1. Bases 86 to 1480 code for a protein of 464 amino acids. NCBI's taxonomy places the organism in Eukaryota, Viridiplantae, Streptophyta, Magnoliopsida, Asterales, Asteraceae. The record is from RefSeq and is a predicted model, not a curated record. Gene Ontology annotation, molecular function: UDP-glycosyltransferase activity. The transcript is spliced from 2 exons.